CUCUUAUUUUGUCAAGCACAAUAUUUCCCUACGUAUGUGUACGUAAUGACGUAACACGCCCAAAGAACAAACCGACGCAUGAUCUGAGAGAAAGAGGCGCCGGCGAACAAGAGGAAAUGGCUGUGAACGUAUAUUCCACCUCGGUGACUAGCGACAAUCUGAGUCGUCAUGACAUGCUCGCAUGGAUCAAUGAGUCUCUACAGAUGAACUUCACUAAGAUCGAGCUUUUAUGUUCAGGUGCAGCCUACUGCCAGUUCAUGGACAUGCUGUUCCCAGGCUGCAUACCUCUGAAGAAAGUUAAAUUUGGUGCAAAGUUAGAGCAUGAAUACAUACACAAUUUUAAGAUAUUACAGGCUGCUUUCAAGAGGAUGGGAGUUGACAAAAUUAUCCCGGUUGACAAAUUGGUGAAGGGCAAAUUUCAAGACAAUUUUGAAUUUGUUCAGUGGUUUAAGAAGUUUUUUGAUGCCAACUACGAUGGAAAAGAGUAUGACCCAGUGGAGGCUCGACAGGGUCAGGACACCAUGCCUGCACCCAACCCCUCCAUGCCUGCCCUCAGCAAGCCCAAGAAGAUCAUGAAUGCAGUGCAUCAGUCUACUCCUGUUAAGACAGCCAAAGCAGCUGCUGUAAUCGCACCACAGAGAGCAGCCGUUGCCAAGGUAACACCCAAGAUGGCACCUAGCUCUGCGCGGAGAACCGGUGCUGGUGGCGAUGAAGAAAGGGCAGAGCUUAUUCAGGAGUUAAACAUCUUGAAGUCUACAAUCCAGGACAUGGAGAAGGAGCGGGACUUUUACUUUGGCAAACUGAGGAACAUUGAGCUGAUCUGUCAAGAGAAGGAGGGUGAGGGAGACCCCACCCUGCAGAGGAUUGUGGAUAUUCUCUAUGCCACAGACGAGGGAUUUGUCAUACCAGACGCUGAGUCAGAGGACCAGGAGGAGUUCUAAUGCUCGUGACUUGUUGCAGUUUCACCCUCCUCUCACUCUCUCCAUUCCCGUCCUCUCCACACAGUCACUCACCUCCCCCUGCCAUCCACACAUCCCGUUAUGCAUUUGGACUUUUACCGAACUAACUCCAUAUUGAAUCCCAUUGCAUCUGCUAAAGCAUGUUGAAAGAACUGUUUUAAUGCCCUCAGACCUCUGGUUGCCACGAUACUCCCGUUUCGCUCCGAGGAAGAGUGCGUUUCCUGUCUGUAAAAUACAAUCUAAUAUUGUUUUCCUCUUUCAGCAACUUCAGACACCUGCAAAUGUAUUUAUCUCGUUUUAAAUGUCUCUCAAACGUCUUGGACACAUGGUCUGUAGUGUUUUAUAGGUGACGUCUCCCCCUCACUGCUGUGAUACAUAUCUGUGAACAUGUCUUAUUCAGAACCGUACCUUACUGACGCAAAACCAAGGGACGGAAUGACAAAACGUGCGGUAGUUCAUUGCAAAAACCCUCUCUCUUCCUAGUUUCCGCUCAUGGUUUUGGUGCUUGCUUUAGCGUAAGGCAGAUAGCAGUCACCAGCGCUCCAGUCUAUCCUCAGUGACUGUGCCUUAUACAGACUGUCUGGAGGGAGUGGACCCAGUCUGAUGUUCGUCUUUUCUUUGUUUUAUGGAUGUAGUGAGGCGUCAUUUUCGAGUUGACGUAUGUACUAACACUCAGUCGUGCUCUUUGGUGUACAGGAUGCUGCUGAACUGUAGCGCCACAGUUGCAUAAGUAAAAAUAUUUUAUUAUAAUUUUAUUGCGUUCGUUUUAAAGAAUUAUCCUAGCCACUACAUCGGUGGACUCGAGGCCAAAAUUUGAGUUGACAAAACAAACACUGCCCGUUUUCUACCUGUUUUUACUGCCUUAUAUUUAAUGCUUUUUUCUAUCCUUUCAUUCGCGCUCUCUCUCUUGGCAAAUGUUUGUAAUUCAAGUUUUCUUUUAAUUGUUAUUUGUAGGAAUAGCAGCAGCAGCAGCAGCAGAAUUUUAGACCCAAAACUUUAAAGUACAAAAGAUUAAAUCCUUUUGAGUUAUUUUAAAAGAUUGCACUCUUUCAUUCCCUAAAUAACUCUGUCAAGCUGAUACAAACACUAAAAAUAUCAACUAAAGGAGCUUUUUAGAUGAAAGCUUUCCGUUCAUUUUCUAAAAACCAGCGAUCUGAAUUUGAUCUGUAUGAGUUUUUGGAGAUUCAUGACGAUUAUGACUUUGGAUCACUGUGCCAACUGACUUUUUCUGAUGUGUAGUUUCAUUGUUUUCAUGUGCACUGGUCAUUCUCAAUCGAUAUGAAUUUUUCUCUGUGUGUAGUUCUCAAUGUUGCAUUUUACGUCAAUAGCACACGCAAAGCCGGCAAUCAGAGUUUUUAUUGGUGCUAUGAAAUACCUUGACCCUUAAGAACUUGCCUGUUUGUGCUAGAAGAGCCUCUUUGCUGGUUGAUUUGGUUUAUUGGAUUAGAAAUGUUUGCUGCAGUUGGGUGGAUGCAACAGCGCUGGAUCUGUUCUAAAUAGGAGACGAUAGGAAAAUAAGCGACACUCAUUUUUGACAAAUAUCUCAUUCAAAUUUCACGUAAUCCGAACUGUUAAAUAUUGGUGGAUCCAAGUAAAAAUGUGGAAGGAAGUUGUUUGGAAGCAGGUAAUGUCUGUGAAACGCAGUGAUUCACCCUUUCCCUCCUUUCUUUCAAUGCUCUGUGGCCUUUAAGAACAAUCUGUAGCGAAGGUACUCAGUACAUUGUGGGGUCCGCACCACGACCAAGCUGUCUCUCUCCCUGUUUUUGUACUUGCAGGCUGUUAAGAGUUCCACAUUUUUAACUGAAGUCCAUUUCUUACAAUAAAACAGUAUUUACAUGC
This is a messenger RNA of Megalobrama amblycephala (Wuchang bream), 2798 nucleotides long. RefSeq names its product microtubule-associated protein, RP/EB family, member 1b (gene mapre1b). Lineage: Eukaryota; Metazoa; Chordata; Actinopteri; Cypriniformes; Xenocyprididae. Gene Ontology annotation, cellular component: cytoplasmic microtubule; microtubule plus-end; spindle midzone. Gene Ontology annotation, molecular function: microtubule plus-end binding. Bases 117 to 941 code for a protein of 274 amino acids. The record is from RefSeq and is a predicted model, not a curated record. Gene Ontology annotation, biological process: protein localization to microtubule plus-end; spindle assembly; regulation of microtubule polymerization or depolymerization. The transcript is spliced from 8 exons.